This is a messenger RNA of Salvia splendens (bonfire salvia), 1957 nucleotides long. RefSeq names its product laccase-17. Gene Ontology annotation, biological process: lignin catabolic process. The record is from RefSeq and is a predicted model, not a curated record. Bases 80 to 1801 code for a protein of 573 amino acids. The transcript is spliced from 6 exons. Gene Ontology annotation, molecular function: hydroquinone:oxygen oxidoreductase activity; copper ion binding. Lineage: Eukaryota; Viridiplantae; Streptophyta; Magnoliopsida; Lamiales; Lamiaceae. Gene Ontology annotation, cellular component: apoplast.
AAUCUCAUUGCCAUGGUUCUAGCAUUACCACCAAACAAACAACAUCAUCCUCUAUUGCAAGAAGAGCCAAGAAACAACAAUGGGUGCCUCUAAUUUGCAAAUCACACUAGCAUUGUUUGCAGCAUUAUUGGCACUGCUCCACCUUCCUCUCCGAGUAGAAGCCGCCACGAGGCACUACGACUUCAACAUCAAGAUGCAAAAUGUGACGCGAUUAUGCCACACGAGGAGCAUAGUCACAGUGAACGGGACAUUUCCAGGGCCCCAGGUCGUGGUGAGGGAGGGUGACCGCGUCCUUAUAAAUGUCACCAACCUUGUUCCCAACAAUAUCACCCUCCAUUGGCACGGAAUCAGGCAACUUAGGAGUGGUUGGGCGGAUGGACCGGCAUAUGUAACCCAAUGCCCGAUCCAAACCGGACAAAGCUAUGUCUAUAAUUUCACAGUUGUAGGACAAAGGGGCACUCUUUGGUGGCAUGCACAUGUCUCUUGGCUUAGAUCUACUCUCUAUGGCCCUAUCAUCAUCCUUCCAAAGAAGAAUGUGCCAUAUCCUUUCCCCAAGCCAUACAAACAAGUUCCAAUCAUCUUUGGAGAAUGGUUCAAUACUGAUACUGAAGCCAUAAUUAACCAAGCUAUGCAAACCGGAGGUGGCCCCAACGUCUCCGAUGCCUACACAAUCAAUGGACUCCCCGGGCCUUUGUACAAUUGCUCCGCCAAAGAUACAUUCAAGCUAAAAGUAAAAGCGGGAAAAACCUACCUCCUCCGAGUAAUCAACGCUGCGCUCAACGACGAGCUCUUCUUCAGCAUCGCCAAUCACACUCUCACAGUGGCAGACGUGGACGCAGUCUACGUCAAACCCUUCAAAACCGACACCAUCCUCAUCGCGCCCGGCCAGACCACCAACCUCCUCCUCCACACCAAAACAACACCCCCGGCCGCCACAUUCCUGAUGAUGGCCCGGCCCUACGCCACGGGCGCCGGCACCUUCGACAACACCACCGUGGCCGGAAUCCUAGAAUACGAAUCCACCCCUUCUUCCACCAAGCACCUCCCCCUCUUCAAACCAUCCCUCCCACCCCUCAACGACACCUCCUUCGCCACCAACUUCACCAACCGCCUCCGCAGCCUCGCCACCCCCAAUUUCCCGGCUAACGUGCCCCAAACAGUCGACAAACACUUCCUCUUCACCGUCGGAUUAGGCACGAAGCCGUGCGAUCAGAAGAACGCGACGUGUCAGGGCCCCAACGGCACUAAAUUCGCGGCGUCGGUGAGCAACAUAUCGUUCAUACAGCCAACCACGGCCCUGCUUCAGGCCCACUUCACCGGGAAUUCAGGAGGCGUUUAUGAGCCGGACUUCCCCUACAGCCCUUUACGGUGGUUCAACUUCACCGGGAGCCCUCCCAACAACACCAUGGUGGGAAACGGGACGAAACUGAUGGUUCUUCCGUUCAAUGCGAGUGUGGAAGUGGUGAUGCAGGGGACAGGCAUAUUGGGGGCGGAGAGCCACCCCCUCCAUCUUCAUGGAUACAAUUUCUUCAUCGUCGGCCAAGGCUUCGGAAACUACGACCCCGUUAACGACCCCAAGCGGUUCAAUUUGGUCGACCCGGUCGAGCGGAACACGGUUGGUGUGCCGCCCGGGGGAUGGGUUGCUAUCCGCUUCUUUGCCGAUAACCCGGGGGUUUGGUUUAUGCAUUGUCACUUGGAAGUUCACACGAGCUGGGGAUUGAAGAUGGCGUGGCUUGUUUUGGAUGGAAAGCUUCCCAAUCACAAGCUGCUUCCUCCGCCCUCUGAUCUUCCUAAAUGUUGAUUUUUUUUAAUUUAAAACUGAGGUCUCGUCUGUCCCAGUUUUGUAAUAUUGACUUGGUUUGUUGAGAUUUGUACAAGUAAGACUGCUAGGCUUGCAUUUUGGUGGUCUUUUGUAACGUUAAUUAGUUGAUUUUAAUAAAGUGAUUUUUUUCAUCUA